AGGCAAGUGAAUUCAGAAACAGACUGCAGACUAACAGAGUAACUAACUUGGUUGAGUUUAACUGAAUAAUUUAUUUCAAAGAUGGCUCAUUGUAAACUGUUUGUUGUUGCAACAAUGGCAUUGCUUCUAACUUUCAACCUGUUCAGUGAACAAGUAUCAGCACAAUAUCAAGACUGUUGCAUGUCUUAUUCCAAAAAAGCAUUGCCAUGCCCCAGGAUUCGGGGAUACUCAAUACAGUCUGUCAAGGAUCUGUGCAACAUUGAAGCAGUAGUUUUUCACACCAUUAGAGGAAAGAAUAUAUGCGCAGAUCCUUCUCAGGAAUGGGUGAUGGACCGAAUCGCAUGCCUUAAUAACAGGGUGAAGAGAAUGGCCUAAAACAGAAGCCCAAGACUCCUGCUGCCAAGCAAAAAAGAAGAAAAGUUAUUUAAAUUAAGAUGUAACUGUAUUUGAUGUUUAUGAGUUUGAUAUAAAUGCUUUACAAUGUUAAAAAAAAAAAACAUUGUAUGAAGGAAAUGUGUAACAAUACCUUACAUUGCUAAGGUUUAAAAUGUUGAGUAUAAUUUGUGCUAUAUUUAUACACAUGAGAUGUGUGUGGAUAUUCAAAUUGAAAACCCUUAUUUAUUGUGCUGUGUAAAUGUGAAAAGGGAACUUCAUUUUAAAAAUCUGAAUUAUUUAUAUUAUUAUUUAUAUUACUAAAUUGUAUGAGUUUUUUUUCAGUGGCUGUGUUGGAAGAAAUAUUUAUCUGUUAUUGUCUCAUAAAGCAUGUUGCUUUGUUUAACAAAAUACGUGAAGUUUUGAAAACUUAAAAAGUCUGUAUUCGGUGGUUUGUAUCCACUAUUGUGGAAUGAAUAUCUGCUGUGCAGUACCAAUUUCCUGUUGAAUUCAUUGUCAUCCUA
Messenger RNA from Polyodon spathula (Mississippi paddlefish), 896 nucleotides. RefSeq names its product C-C motif chemokine 20-like. Gene Ontology annotation, molecular function: CCR chemokine receptor binding; chemokine activity. Gene Ontology annotation, cellular component: extracellular region. The coding region runs from base 82 to 375 and encodes 97 amino acids. NCBI's taxonomy places the organism in Eukaryota, Metazoa, Chordata, Actinopteri, Acipenseriformes, Polyodontidae. The transcript has 4 exons. The record is from RefSeq and is a predicted model, not a curated record. Gene Ontology annotation, biological process: chemokine-mediated signaling pathway; neutrophil chemotaxis; lymphocyte chemotaxis.